GUUCCUCGUCUAAUUCUCUGGCCCAUGGGCUUGACCAGAACCGGUGGCCGUAUAGCCCGGGCCGGGCCCAAGCCCGAAACCUACAUACCUGAGUUUCUGUUUUCCGUCCCUUCUAUCACUUUGAUGCAGCUUCUGUCUCUUUCAGCCGCUACGGUAUCCGAACUUCCGUUGUUGACGCUUGCAAACACCUUCAGCACGUUUAGUCGCAUAACACAACCCAAGAGAAAAUGACUCAUGAGAAUACAGUAGGCGUUGAGAUAGAUUAUGAAUAUGAUGAUUGCAAUAAUUCCAAGCGCCCAAAAAUGACUUCUAAAGUAUGGGAAGAAAUGCAGCGAAUUCAAACCAUCGAAGGGAGUAAGGUUCUGUGCAGACACUGUGGAAAACUGUUGCAAGAUAACUGUGGGACUUCUCAUUUAAAGCGUCAUUUAAUGAUAUGCCCUAAGCGUCCUAAACGUCUGGAUGCUACUACUCAAGAUUCAAUGGCGUCAGGGUGUUUUAGAGCUCUUCCCAGUAGUGCUAGAGAAUCUGGAUUAAACACAGUGCUUAUGGUUCGUCCGUUGAAGAUCGAGCCUGAAUCACAAGUCCCAUACUUUUUUCCGACUUCAAAUAAUCGAGUUCCAACUAUUGCAUCCACUGGAAAUGCUCCCAGUUCCAUUCAAGAACUACGUGCAAAAACUAGUUCCCCCCUUAUGCUACCUACCAUUGAAUCUCCCAAGAAUCAGGUGGAACUCGCUCUGGAUGACGUAGAAAUGAAAGCAUUUUAUGCUUCUCUUGAUGCAGAGACCUCGGUUAUGUCUCCUUCUCAAGAUAUCACAGUUGUUACUGAAUUAUCCAACUCCACACCCUCUGAAGAGACUAAGAAAGCAUUGAAAACCCUGCAAGACCUUCUUUCCAAAGACUUCACUGAUCUAUUGCAUACUGGACAAUCUGGUACCAUCAAAUCCUCCAUAGAAUAUCUUGCCAAGUUAUCUGCAGACGAUGGAAUCUCUGCAGAAAUGAGGUUGUUGAUAUUAGAAGUUUCUAGGGAAUUCACUCGCUGGAGUUGUGACUACAACGAUGCUAAUAGGAAAAUAGAAUCUGCCAACACCAACAUCUUGAAAGCAGAUAAACUUGAAGAAAAUCUUGAAGCUAACAAGAAGGAGUUCAAGGAGGUUUCGUCCUUAGAGAAUGAAUUAAGCAACCAGUUAUCAUGUUUGGAGAAAAGGAAGAAAGAGCUGGAGGAGCAAAUAAAUGCAAUUAAAGCUAACAUUUCUGUUUUUCAAUCAGCUAAGGUAACCAGUACGAAGAGAAAAAGAGAAGCUUUUGAAGAAGCAAAGAUUCUUAAAGCUCAAAGAGAUGAGUUGAAGGAACAAGUGCCUCACUUGAAGAAUGAGUUGGAAGUGGCCAAGAAGAACCAAGCACAUAUUCGAGCUGAAUGGUCAAAGCUUGGAGAAAAAUUUAACAAAAGCUUGAAUGGGAUGAAUCAUGAGGAGAACUUGGAUGGUAAAUCCGUGCAGGAAAAUUCCAUUUAACAAACUGAGUGUCGAUGUCAAUACCUUCAUACCAAAUCCAUGAUGAGCUAAAAAUAAGCUCUGAUAUUCGUUAUACAUUUGGUGGAAAAUGAAACAAUUUUACCAUUGAUUUUAAUUUCAUGAUCUUAUCUAUAACAAAGCACAUUAUUAUUUUUGUUA
This is a messenger RNA of Vigna unguiculata (cowpea), 1670 nucleotides long. RefSeq lists its product as uncharacterized. Gene Ontology annotation, cellular component: nucleus. Gene Ontology annotation, molecular function: sequence-specific double-stranded DNA binding. Gene Ontology annotation, biological process: regulation of transcription by RNA polymerase II. NCBI's taxonomy places the organism in Eukaryota, Viridiplantae, Streptophyta, Magnoliopsida, Fabales, Fabaceae. The record is from RefSeq and is a predicted model, not a curated record.